UCUGGCAUUUAUAACACAUACCCAGAACAAAAGGGGUUUGACACAAUGUCCGACGACGAAGACUAUUACGACGAAUACGACGAGGAUAUCUUCUGGGUUGAGGAACCCGAUCCCACCAUUGCUGACGACCUAGCCGCAACCUCCACCAACGACGCCAUCUUCUACGACCACCCCGCCCUCGAAGUCGAAGACUACUUCUCCGACUGGGACGACCUGUCGGACGACUACUACGACGAGGAUCCGACCGCCGUGCGGCGCGCGCGCGCCUUGGGCCUGCUACCUCCCGGCGACGGCGGCCGCGGCCCUCAUGACCAGCCGCACAGCCAGCACGGCCACCAUCACCACCAUGCUGCUGCCAAACACCAACACCAGCGUAAACUCAAACCGACCACGAAACGAACCCCGGUCUUCGAUCUCGCAGCGUUUCAGGCCGUCGUCUGGAAAUCUCCCCACCAGGAGAAGGAACAACAAUCCGUGGUCGCGUUGCAUGAGCCUGGCGAGGGGGAGAAGGUCGCGCUGCUGAAGAAUUGGCGCGAGGUGUUUCGCAGUGCGAAUCCGAGGAUGACGGCUGCCGUUGGUGUUGUGGCGGGGAGUGGAAGGAAGGCUGCGCCGCUUUCGUCGCCGCCACCGCCGCCGCCGGAGCAGCAGCAGCAGCAACAAGGGCUGUGUUUGGGGGGGAGUAGUGCCGGGGUGGAGGAGAGGGGUAAUGCGGAGGGGAGGGGAGUGGAUGUUGUUGUUGAUUCUACGGUGGAGGAGGUUGGGAAUGCUACUGGGAAAGGUGUGGUCAAUGCCGAGGGCUUUGUUGCGGCGGCGGGGUUAGUGAUUGAUGGAGGUGAGGUUGAGAAUGGGGGUUCUUUUGAAGGAGGUGGUGAGACUGAUGCUGAUCCUGUCGCUGCUACCAACGGGUUGGCGGUGAAUGGGGAGACGGCACAUGGGUCCUCGCUCGAUGAGUCGGUUGAGAAACCGCCAGCGCCCCGAUCCAGGAAGCGCAAGGCCGAUGAUGUGGUCGACGACAUCCCGGAAACUGCAGCAAAGACCCGAGCCAAGAGGGUCGCAUCCUCCACGAAAGCCGGAAAGGCCAACAGCAGUAAAGAUGUUCCCGUCCCUGCUGCUGCUGCUGCCGCCGCCGCCGCCGCUGCACCGUCGGCCCCUGUGCGCAGAUCGGCGAGGAACAAAUAA
This is a messenger RNA of Aspergillus uvarum CBS 121591, 1179 nucleotides long. RefSeq lists its product as uncharacterized. Lineage: Eukaryota; Fungi; Ascomycota; Eurotiomycetes; Eurotiales; Aspergillaceae. The transcript is spliced from 2 exons. The record is from RefSeq and is a predicted model, not a curated record. The coding region runs from base 46 to 1179 and encodes 377 amino acids.